Messenger RNA from Alnus glutinosa, 1921 nucleotides. RefSeq lists its product as uncharacterized. The transcript is spliced from 9 exons. The record is from RefSeq and is a predicted model, not a curated record. Lineage: Eukaryota; Viridiplantae; Streptophyta; Magnoliopsida; Fagales; Betulaceae. Bases 284 to 1786 code for a protein of 500 amino acids.
CUCGUCUCAUUGUAAAUUUUCUGAACCAACACAUCAUCAAUCUCUCAGCCCAAACCAAAAUCUACCGUACAAAGGCCGGAAAAAGUCGUAGGAUGCGACGCCGUUUACCGACACGUUUCGGUGUUGUUAUUGCUUUGCCGUCAAGGAAAGGAAACCCCCUCUCUCUAGGAAUAUGAAUGAAGCAGUCAUUCUCUCUAAAAUUGUCCCAUUUCGUUGAUGCGCAAUUGGGUAUCUUCUUUUUCAGUUGAUGUUGUUUUUGUAAUCGAGUUAGAAAUUGGUUCCAAUGAGGGAAGCCAUAAACGGUGAACGGGGAGAGCCAAGCGCACCGUUAGUUGCACCAAAUGAUGAUUUGAGAAAUAAUGGUCUCAUUCCCCAGCUGUUUACCUCUGUACCAUCACUCAAUGAAGCUGCCUCUUAUCUUGCACAAACAACUUCUUUGUUUACCGGCUGUUUCUCUGAUUCUUCUGUAGAACCCUCCUAUAGAGAUUCUGGGAAUUCCAUUUUACAUGCACAGGAAUUAGUAACGUUUUCUUCUGGAGAAACUGGGGGUUCUGUAGCUACCACUAAUGAUCACUCCUCUUCAAGUGGAAGCCAUCCAAAACAUGCUGUAUUGUCUAAUGCUUCAACUGCUGCUCCUCUAAACGGCGAAAUAACAACAACCUCAGAGGGAGAGUCAUCUCAAGAUGCUAGUGGACAUGUAGAAUCAAAUCAUACUGAACAAAGUGGAAUUUCAAUGUUUAAAAGCCUUAUUGACCGGGCACGGCGGACGGUUCGUGGGUCUGCAGAUGAUAUAGGUUGGCUACAACGUGCUUCAGGAAUGCCACCAGUUGAAGAUGGAACUGGAAGAUUCAUGGAAAUUCUUGACAAUAUCCGGCAUGGUCUUCACAAGUUGCCAAACUCGAUGGUGUAUUUGCUGGUUCCAGGUCUUUUCAGCAACCAUGGACCACUAUAUUUUGUUAACACAAAGAAUAGUUUCUCAAAGAUGGGUCUGGCCUGUCAUAUUGCCAAGAUUCACAGCGAGGCUUCAGUUGAGAAAAAUGCCAGAGAGAUAAAAGAUUACAUUGAGGAAAUCUAUUGGGGUUCCAGAAAACGUGUUUUGCUUCUUGGACAUAGCAAAGGGGGAGUAGAUGCAGCAGCUGCUUUAUCACUUUAUUGGUCUGAUUUGAAAGAUAAGGUUGCUGGAUUAGCAUUGGCACAGAGUCCCUAUGGUGGCAGCCCCAUAGCUUCGGAUAUCUUGCGAGAAGGACAGCUUGGGGAUUAUGUUAAUAUACGGAAACUUAUGGAGAUUCUGAUCUGUAAAGUGAUUAAGGGUGACAUGCAAGCUUUGGAGGAUUUGACUUAUGAGAAGAGGAGAGAAUUUUUGACAAAACAUCAAUUGCCAAGAGAACUCCCUGUGGUUUCAUUCCACACAGAAGCUGGCAUUUCUCCUGCCGUUUUAGCCACAUUAUCUCAUGUUGCGCAUGCUGAGCUCCCUGUGGUUGCAGCUCAACCUGCCAAACUCCCAGUGGUAAUGCCCCUUGGUGCUGCAAUGGCUGCAUGUGCCCAGCUGCUGCAAAUCAGGUACAGUGAGAAGAGCGAUGGGCUUGUCACAUGUCGUGAUGCAGAAGUCCCCGGAUCAAUUGUCGUGCGGCCGAGACGUAAAUUGGACCAUGCUUGGAUGGUGUAUUCAUCUUUGAACGAUGACCCAUCUGAAGCAGAUGCCUCCCAAGUGUGUGAGGCUCUUUUGACGUUACUGGUGGAGGUUGGGCAGAAGAGGAGGCAUGAGCUUUCAAUGAAAGAUGAAUGAGGGCAGUGAGGUUGGUUUUUCAUCUCAUUGUCAUGAAGAAGUUGUUGUAAUGAUGUAUCCUUCUUCUUUUCUUAAUUGUUUUUACUCUCUCUUCUCAUUCUAACUGAACAGGCUUAGAGUCUCGGAUUUGGCUUA